CAAACUCACGGCGGGAUAUGUCGGCACCGUGUAAGAGAUCAGAGAGAGCGUGUGGGUGGAGAAUUAAAUGAGUCACCACUGCAGUGUGAACAGAGGCUCUUGCCCGAUCUCCAACAUCGAGGAUGCCGUCCAAUACAGUAGACUGAAUCGUACAAGUACAAGAACUCUUGGAGCCCUCAAGGAGCAUCAAGAGGAGAGUAAAGCCUUGAUAUCUCCAGAAGAUAUAAGCCGCAACAUCUCUAGAAGAGUAAAGCCUCAGCAUCUACAGCUACCUAAAGCCUUGAUAUCUCCAGGAGAGUAAAGCCUUGAUAUCUGUGGAAUAAGCCCUCAACAUCUUCAUUAACUCGACAUCUCCAGUUCUGUGAGUCUUCUGAAGCCUUGGUAUCUCGAGAAAUUUAAAGUCUCGAUAUCUCCAAAAGUUCAAAGCCACGACAUCUCCAGGCCUUGAUAUCUCUAGAACGGUAAAGCCUUGAUAUCUCCAACUCCACGGCAGUGGAAGAGGGGCCUACCUCAAGUCUUGUGAGGGAAAGAGGCAGCUAACCGAUGGGUGGAGACAGCAACAGCUCCAGCAAAGAUCCUGUAGGAUCUUUGAGCUCCAGUGCUUCGCAUGCAGACAUCCAAGGAACGUUCUUGCCACCGCUGUUUGGGGUGGUGUUUGUCGUGGCGUUUGUGGGCAACGCUCUGGCCAUCUGCCUGUUCCUGAGGCAGAGGAAGACCUGGCACUCGGGCAUCAUCUACGCCUUCAGCCUGGCCAUCAGCGACCUGCUCUAUGUCAUCACCCUGCCGCUGAUGCUCGCCUACUACUCGUCCGGCAAGGACUGGGCGUUUGGGGCGGCCCUCUGCAAGUUGGAGCGCUUCCUCUUCGCCUGCAACCUGUACGGCAGCGCCCUGCUCAUCGCCUGCAUCAGCCUCAACCGCUACGUGGCCAUCGUGCACCCCAUGUUCGCCCACAAUCACCUCAGGCUGAAGCACGCCAAGAUGGCGAGCCUGGCCGCCGUGCUGUUGGCCGCUUCCAUCACCUCUCCCGCCUUGGCCUUCUCCCAGCUCAGGCCCAAGGGCAACCGCACCGAGUGUCUGGGCUCGGCCACGGACGAGGCCUUGCCGUCUUACCUGGCCUACAGCCUGUUCCUGGCGGCGGUGGGCUGCGCCCUGCCUUUCCUCGUCACUUUCCUCUCAUACUUGUCCAUCGUGCGUGUGGUGGCGGGCAGCCAGAGCACGGGCGAGUCGGAGCGGAGGCGGGUGUGGCUGCUGGUCUGCACCGUGGUUGUCCUCUACGCCGUCUCCUUCAUCCCUUACACCGUGCUGCGCAACGUCAACCUCUACCGCCGGCUGCACCGGCUGGAUGACCGCAGCAGGUCCAGCACCAUCUACACGGCCUACCAGCUGAGCAAGGGCCUGGUCUCCCUCAACGCCUGCAUCCACCCGCUGCUCUACGCCACCCAGCUGGACAACCUGAAGGAGAUGUGGGCGAGCUGUGGCCGCCGGCGGGUCAACACACAGGAAUCACAAAGAAGACACAAGGGACUGCAGAUGCUGGCUACAAAUAAAGACACAAUGCUGGAGUAACUCAGCAGGGCAGGCAGAAUCUCUGAAGAACAUG
Molecule: messenger RNA, 1600 nt
Organism: Amblyraja radiata (thorny skate)
Lineage: Eukaryota; Metazoa; Chordata; Chondrichthyes; Rajiformes; Rajidae
Gene: p2ry11
Product: purinergic receptor P2Y11
Exons: 2
Coding region: 544-1566 (340 amino acids)
Biological process (GO): G protein-coupled receptor signaling pathway; calcium-mediated signaling
Cellular component (GO): plasma membrane
Molecular function (GO): neurotransmitter receptor activity; G protein-coupled ATP receptor activity
Source: RefSeq, a predicted model, not a curated record